ACCGGGUUGGAAGCGGACGGUGGCCGUACUAGGAGGUUCGUCUGUACUCAGGUUAAAUACUAAGGUUGAAAAACGUAUUCCAGUUCCAAACUUUUUGCUGUGGCUUACAGUGCAGAGCUUUGCUUCUCUCAAUCAGACAAAGAAAAUGGGUGGAACAAAAUGCGAUGGGACAGGCAAGGGAGUCACGUGAAGGCAUCAUCGAGCAGAGUGCCAAUGGGCAAUGGAGAGAGCAGCCAUUAUCUGUCAGUGGACGUGGUUGCAGGCUCAGAUCUCUGACUUGGAGUAUCGCAUAAGGCAGCAAACAGAUAUUUACAAGCAACUACGUGCCAACAAGGGUCCAGUUGUCCUUGGCGGUGAUCAGCAGCCUGAAGAUUUGAUGAAACAGCAGGGCCGAUUAGGUUCCACAUCAGUGGUGAAUUCCAGAAGGAAUAAGGGACUACCACAUUCCUCCUCUUCCAUCCAGAAGGUUCCUUCUGGAGAGAGACCGUGUGAUUUGUCGCCCUGCAUCCCUUCCUACUUCAUGAACAAUGUGGAGAAACAGAGUUCUCGUCUUACGCAGUCUUUAGGAAACCCUAUGUGUCAAAGUCCCUCCUGUACCCCCAUCAGUGGGUCUCCAGGACCCCCAAAAGCCUGCACGUCACCCCACCAAGUCAACGGAAAAAUUAACUGUUUGCACACAAGCCGCUCCAACAACAUUUCUCUGGCCAGUUUGGAAGCUGAAGAAAUUCUCAGACAGAAACGACUGGAUAGCCUGGCUACUGUACCCUCUGUACCAGACAACAGCUGUGUUGCAGCUAGAAUCCGCCCCAUUUGCAGAUACAAGAAACGCAAGCUGGUCCGAGCUAACACUGUCUCUCUCCUUAGCAAGAAGCCGCAGAAACCUCUCACCAUGAAGUGUAGCUGUGAAUGGCCCAGCACUUGUAUCCUGUGUGGUUGUAAAACCUCUAUUCAGGCCAUAGACCCAGACACUAUGUCCUUAGAAGAGCGUAUAGCACUGCUGGAUUCUGGCUUCCAUCCCAUACUGUCGUUCUCUCCUGACAAGCCUCUUCACUUGCACUUUGAAACCUUACUAAGAGAUGACAGGCAGCAUAGAUUGAGCCAUAAACUCAAGGCUCUGAAGAUGUCCCAUUUUGGAAAGAAGCCACAAGAUCUAACCAACGUUUUCCCAAAGCUAGGCCUAUCACCUCUCUCUGCAUCCAGUUCAUUGUUUAAGGUGGAGAGGCAGCUUAAAGGAACAGACAAUCACAGCUUGCUCAUUUCUGGUUCUCAGACACAUAAACAUAGUCCUUUGAUGCACCACCUACCAUCUUUGUAUCUAGAAACUCCUCCAGCCCCAUCUUCCAGCCAGUCCCCUUCCACUGCUAAUUCAACAACGGUAUCCUCAAAGAAAAGAAAAGUGGAAUGUUCCUACGACAUCAAUAACAUUGUGAUCCCAAUGUCGAUGGCAGCAGCCACUCGAGUGGAGAAGCUGCAGUACAAAGAGAUUCUAACACCAAGCUGGAGAGUGGUAGAGCCCAAAGAUGUGGAGCCAUUGGAUCAUAUGGACUUUGAGUUGGAAGACACUUCUGAUGAGACCUAUUUGAACCAUCACACCAAGUAUGAGGAGCUUGAACGAGCCCGAUGGGAUUCGUGGGCAGCAGCUGUUUCCCACAAGCGAGGAAACAGGUCCUCCAACAAAACAGAUGGUCGAUGGACACCUCAGCCAGCAUCUCCAGAUCCUGGAUUUAAUUGCCUUAAUGACUUUCUCUAUAUGCACCCUUCUAUGGGAUCUCACAGCCAUGAGCCUUUUAACAUUCUGCACCCCCUCUCUAUAAAGAACAGGACUAGAGUGCCGCUGUCCUGCACUGAGGACACCAGACUCUCCCCAGAAAUACUAAAUGAAGUAAUACAGAGUGUACAACCUUGGGAACCACGUACAUUUCCUCUUUCAGACACAGCAUACCAAGCUCUUCUGGAACAGCCAACUGAAGAUGGAUGCAAGCAGUCAGGAGACUUUCAACAGUGGGACUCUAGCAACAAGCAGGGUAUCAGGACUAACAGUAUAGACUCUGGCAUAUCUAACUCCAGGGAGCCACGUGUUUCAGAUAUGGACCUGCAAACAGAGGGCAAUAGAAGCUUGGAGGUGUUCACAGACCAGCAAUGCUUCCCAGGAAGGCUGUUCAACAACAGAUGAACACCUGAUUUAUGUGAUGUGUUGUUAGGCACAUAGUUUAUUUCAGAAUCAAAAGCUUGGCUGAUGAGCUGGUUCAGAGGAGCACUGGCAGUGAAUGGUGCUGCCAUGCCUGAGACCUAGGUUCAGCAGCAGAUUUUGGGCUCCCACGUCCCCAGAUUGGGAAGAGUUGGGCACACUGCAGAAAUAAGGUGCUGGACCUCUGAGAGGACAGUGCUGUCCAGAAAAAACAACUGGUUUACUCUGGAGAAAAGGGAUCAAUUGCCCUGCUGGCAAGAAGGUUAGGUGCUGCGACAGUUGCAGCAGCCCAGGAUAAUGCAGAGAGAGAUGGUGGGUUAAAAAACAAAACAAAACAAAAAAAAAUCAAACAAUAAAGAGGAAACUAAAUUGGCUGUUCUAACUUUAAUUGUUCAAUAUUCAAACAUCUCUAUCUUGAAAGGGUGCCCCCUGGCUGCACAUCCAGUCUUCAGUGGCUUUUUGUCUAGUGUGUCAUGGUGGAGCAGGAAUAGGAACAGAUUUCCAAGAGAUCAACUGAUAAACACCUGAAAAGGUAUGGGGAAGUCUAACAGUGCUGCAUGGCUUUUAUUUUUAAAUGCAGCUAUGAAAACAAAUCCUUUCUUGAGAGUAUGUGAAAACCAGGUUCCCUUGGCCUUGCACAAAUGACGUUUGUAUCAAUUGCCUUCAAAUAAACUACAAAU
Emys orbicularis (European pond turtle) is the source of this 2868-nucleotide messenger RNA. RefSeq names its product KAT8 regulatory NSL complex subunit 1-like. Gene Ontology annotation, cellular component: NSL complex. Lineage: Eukaryota; Metazoa; Chordata; Testudines; Emydidae. Gene Ontology annotation, molecular function: histone acetyltransferase binding. The transcript is spliced from 14 exons. The record is from RefSeq and is a predicted model, not a curated record. The coding region runs from base 221 to 2173 and encodes 650 amino acids.